Molecule: messenger RNA, 2224 nt
Organism: Somion occarium
Lineage: Eukaryota; Fungi; Basidiomycota; Agaricomycetes; Polyporales; Cerrenaceae
Source: the annotation of a GenBank genome assembly
GUUUGCUCCAACGCACACACUCUGAGUACGAGUAAUGGAACCUGACAUUGACCGCCCGGUUGAGAUAUUCCCACGGGCGUCUCCGAAUUCCCCCAAAUGGAUGCAUGAAGGUGGCCGGUGUUUGUGCGGCUUCGUACAUGGCGACGUAUACUUUGAGCAAUAGCUGCAGUUGCUUGACUGAAAGAUUGCGCACAAUGUUGAGCAUAUUGAGCAUAUUGACAAGUGAUAUAGUUGUACGUAGGAGGGGUGACCCCGAGACGCGCCUGGGGGAACGUUGGGCAUCGGAGAAAGUCGGCGGUGCGGAGGUGAAGCUGAGAGUGAAAAUAAACUUUAUACGUGGACGGGGAGGACGCGGUUUGGCUGUUCGUACCACCUCAUCGUCGCCGUCGUUCACCAUGCUCACCUCACGCGGCGUACACCGUCUCUCGCGCAGAGCCCUGCAAAGCGCGAAGAGGACAAACGCCUUUUUCUCUACCGCUACUGCAGCACCCAUCCUCGCAAGAGCAGCUUCCGUUCCUUCUUCUUCCCGGGCGCAGGCUCGUCCUGCUCGUGCAGUUCCCCAGUCGGCACGCACGUAUGCAACUGAAGCGACUGCAGCGGUUGGCCAAGUCAAAACCGUUAUUGGUGCCGUCGUCGACGUGCAAUUCGAGACUGAGAACCUUCCUCCUAUUCUCAAUGCUCUCGAGGUCAAGGAUUUCCACGGUGGUCGUCUCGUCCUCGAGGUCGCCGCUCACCUUGGCGAAAACUCCGUCCGUACCAUUGCCAUGGACGGUACUGAGGGUCUCGUUCGUGGCCAGAAAGUUGUUGAUACUGGCUCUCCUAUCAAGAUUCCCGUCGGCACCGCGACCCUUGGUCGUAUCAUGAACGUCAUUGGCGAGCCCAUUGAUGAACGUGGUCCCAUCAUUGGUGUCAAGCUCUCUCCCAUUCACGCCGAGCCUCCCCCGUUCGUUGAUCAAUCAACAACCGCCGAGGUUCUUGAGACUGGUAUCAAGGUUGUCGACCUCCUCGCUCCCUACGCUCGUGGUGGAAAAAUCGGUCUCUUCGGUGGUGCUGGUGUCGGCAAGACUGUGUUGAUUCAAGAGCUCAUCAACAACGUUGCUAAAGCCCAUGGUGGUUUCUCUAUUUUCUGCGGUGUCGGAGAGCGUACCCGUGAGGGUAACGAUCUGUACCAUGAAAUGAUUGAGACCGGUGUCAUCAACCUCAAAGGUGACUCCAAGGUCGCUCUCGUCUUCGGUCAGAUGAACGAGCCCCCUGGUGCCCGUGCCCGUGUCGCUCUUACUGGUUUGACGAUCGCUGAGUACUUCCGUGAUGAGGAGGGCCAGGAUGUGUUGCUCUUCAUCGACAACAUUUUCCGUUUCACCCAGGCUGGUUCAGAAGUGUCUGCCCUUCUCGGUCGUAUUCCAUCUGCUGUCGGUUACCAACCCACACUCUCCACGGACAUGGGUAGCAUGCAGGAGCGUAUCACCACCACCAAGAAGGGAUCUAUCACCUCCGUGCAGGCCGUUUACGUGCCGGCUGAUGAUUUGACUGAUCCUGCUCCCGCUACCACCUUCGCUCACUUGGACGCCACGACUGUGUUGUCUCGUUCUAUUGCUGAGCUUGGUAUUUACCCCGCCGUCGACCCUCUUGACUCCAAGUCCCGUAUGCUCGACCCCCGUAUCGUCGGUAGGGAACACUACGACGUCGCCACCGCUGUCCAGAAGAUUCUUCAGGACUACAAGUCGCUCCAGGAUAUCAUUGCUAUCUUGGGUAUGGACGAGUUGUCCGAAGAGGACAAGUUGACUGUCGAGCGUGCUCGUAAGAUCCAGCGUUUCAUGUCGCAGCCCUUCCAGGUCGCCCAGGUCUUCACUGGUUACGAGGGUAAGCUCGUCUCGCUCAAGGAUACCGUCCGAUCCUUCAAGGAGAUUCUCUCUGGCCAACACGACUCUCUUCCUGAGUCUGCUUUCUACAUGGUACGUCGGCACUAUCGAGGAUGUCAAGACCAAGGCCGAGCAGCUCGCGAAGGAGAUGGGUGAACAAUAGUUUAAAGUAUCAAGUUAGAGCAUGCUAUAAUAGUGGAUAUAUCAUGGACCUGUUGGCUGCCAUUGGACGGCGUCGUAGUCCAUAAAAUGCGAUCUAUUCGUUCUCCGUGUAUAUGCUUGAGAAGUGAUCUGCACAUUGCGGGAAUGCAAAGAAGUGCUUGCUUCUUGACCAUGAUGAUGAUUGAGCGAUGUGCUAAUGUCCU